Molecule: messenger RNA, 474 nt
Organism: Didymodactylos carnosus
Lineage: Eukaryota; Metazoa; Rotifera; Eurotatoria; Philodinida; Philodinidae
Source: the annotation of a GenBank genome assembly
AUGACAAGAGAUCUUUUCAAGAAGAUAAAACACUUUCGUGGACAAUUCAUACCAAAAAAUGGCACAUUAACAGAUUCAAGUGGUAAACACUUAACAAAUGGUCAUGAAAUCAAGAACAAAUGGAAACAAUACACCGAGGAACUAUACAAGAAGGAAAUCAAUGGAACCGGGAAUUUAGAUCUUGACAGUUAUGAACCAGAACCAGAUAUUUUGGAAAACGAAGUGACAUUCGCAAUGGAAACACUAGCAAAUGGUAAAGCACCUGGACAUGAUGGCAUUCCAAUCGAAUGUUUUAAAACAAUUAAAGAAGAUACAGUGAAAGUAUUAACAAAAUUAUGCCAACAAAUAUGGAAAACAAACAAAUGGCCUCAAGAUGGAAAACAUCGAUAUUCAUUCCCAUACCGAAGAAGGGAAAUGCCAAAGAUUGCUCAAAUUACCGAACAAUUGCUCUUAUCUCACACGCCAGCAAGAUAA